GCAUGGCUGGGCUUUUCAGCUUCCUGGGCAAGGUGAUUGAGCGCAUUGCCGGCCCGGAGGAGGAUUCUGAUGAUCAAAGCCCACCUUCACCGAAGCCUGCUCCUGGUCCUGCGAGACUUGGACGUGCGCAGCCUCAACCGUCGCCAAGAAAUGCUUGGAAGACUCCAGCCGUGAUGACCAGCUGGCAAUCUGGGCAGGCGGUAAGGAUCAGCAACCUGCCCAAUUCACACCUGAAUGGUCAGGUUGGUACUGUGGUGGGCCAGGAUACUGAGAGUGGCAAGUGGGUGGUUCGACUUGAGAAGGACUCACAAGAGGUGGUGCUCAGCGCCAACAAUAUGGAAGUGGCCCCGCCAGACGCAACCUCCACAACUUCAUCAAGUGGGUCAGAGAUUCCUUCGCCUGAGAUGCCCAAUGCUACUUCCCAUUCCAUGCAGCAGCCAGGGCAGCCCAAACUUGCACCCCAACAGAACCACUUCGAGGAAUGGUGUGCUGCGCAUUUGCAAGGCUUUGGAAGGCAAAAGCAGCUCACCAUUUUGCUGUUGGGGCAGACUGGCAGCGGCAAGUCCUCGUUUUUGAACUUGUUGGGCAACUUUCCUACCGUGAUGCAGCAUGGGCAGGAAGCAGUUGCUGGCAAAAUGAGUGACUUUCGAAACUUGCAGUUUGAGAAUGAUUUGGAGAACCAAAAAAUCAGUCAGACUUCAGCUGCCACGGUUUAUCAGGUGGACAUGGGGCCACUGAGCCUAAAGAUAGUGGACACUCCUGGUUUUGGUGAUACCCGGGGCCGAGCCUUUGAUGAGAAGCACACAAAGAUGAUCGUUGACUGUGUGAAAGAAUUGGGCCAAGUCAAUGCCAUUGCUUUUGUGAUCUCCGGAAGAGAAUCGCGCUUGACUCCCCAGCUGAAGUAUGUGCUGAUGGAGGUGUGUGCAAUCCUUCCCAAAACCGCCAAGAACAACAUAGUGGCCAUCUUCACAAACACCACCAGCCCUUUGUACUUGAGCUUCGACAUUGAUGCCUUGAGCAGCAUGGUUGAACACCAGGUGACGCCUGAAAGGCAUAUCUUUAUCGAAAAUCCUUAUGUCCUUUGGGAGAGGUGCAGGCGAAACACAGGAAAGGUCGAUGAUGCAGCAGUUCAGAGGGACUUGGUCAAGGCUUUCAAAGAUGCCGGAGAAAACUUGGCAAAACUAUUUGCUGCCAUGCUGACCAUGCCCGCCAUGAACACAACAGAGUUUGAAAGGCUGUACAACUUGAGGCAAGCCAUUGAAUCAAGCACCAUGAAGAUUCUUGCUGAGUUAGAUUGUGCUCAGGAGGAGCAAAAGAACCUAGAGCACCAGAAGAAGGAGAUCGAGCGCGCCAAGACAGAGGAAGACAUGAACAAGCAAUACAAAAAGCAGUUCCACGGAAAGCGCUGGGUCUUCAAAAAUUCAGAUGGCCAUGGCACUUUCUGCGGAGUAAAGGAUUGUCAUUCCAAUUGUCAUGCUCCCUGCAAGAUGGAGAAGACCAUGGACAACGAAAAAUUCAAGAGUUGCGUCGCUUUCCAAUAUACAAGCAAGAGAGUCACUUUGCGUUCAGCGCAGGACAGGGAUUUUCUCCUCAAACGCAUGAAAGACACAGCUUGCUGGUUCUUAGUUGAUGAAGAUGGUGGAGAUUCAGCACCUGAUGUCGUCCUUUCAAAUGAGCGUCCAUUUCGGUUUCAGAACCAUCAGAUCAUGGAGUGGGCCUUUGUUUGGAUUUGUGAGAGUGCAGCUGCAGGGCAAUCUGUAUGGGCUGCGAAGAGCGACCUCAUGAAUCUUCGAUUCCCUGCGGAAGUCACCCUUUGCGACCACUCUGACCAGGACACCUGCAAGGAGUGUGGGCAUCAUCGCAAGUAUCACUUUCAUGACGACAAAAUAUGGUGCGAGGAAGAGUACAGCGAAGAAGUUGUGGAUGAGGAAACCAAGCAAAAGUACGAGGCUGCAAAAGACCUGAAAGAAAGGAAGGAGAAACUCUUGAAGGGCAUCCAGCGAAGGAUUGAGAAGUGUGAAAGGGAGCAGAAGAAGCUGGGCACAACGUUAAUGACAAAUAUCCGGCAGUUUGAGCAGCAUGGGCUUAGCAGAAACUAUGCAAUGCUGCUGCAGAACCAAAGGGACCUGUUCCAACAGCACAUCGAUGCCACCUUGGAGAACGACGACGGUGCAGAUGUUUCACAGUUGAAGAAGGCAAAGGAGGAAGUUGAGAAGGCGCUUCGCGUGGUCCAAGAGAAUUUGCUUCGCAACAAAGGCGCUGACUCACUGGAAUGGGCUUGCAGCAUGCUUGGCGUUUCGCGUGAGGCCACCUUGGAGGAAAUCAAACAGAAAUUCAAGGAGGAGGCGCGUCGUCAGCAUCCUGACAAGCAGGGCAAUGAUGAGAAGAUGAAACUCAUCAACGAAGCGUAUGAGAUCUUGAAGAAGCAGAAGGAGUCAAAGUGGUGGGGGCCCUUCUGAUGAGACUCUGAGACUCUGCUAGACGUGGGCCCCCACAAGCGUGGCCACAGUACCAAUUGAAUGCCGUUGCAAGCAGCAUGUGUAGACACUGAGCGGUCAAUUAAUUUUCCAUCAUAAUUUUAAGUCGCCUGACUUGCAGUACAGUAGGUGUGCCCGGGGCACUUGUCACCUAUCACCUACGAGCGCUUCAAGUGCAACACAGAAGUUAAAAGUG
Messenger RNA from Cladocopium goreaui, 2673 nucleotides. The record is from the annotation of a GenBank genome assembly. NCBI's taxonomy places the organism in Eukaryota, Dinophyceae, Suessiales, Symbiodiniaceae.